Molecule: messenger RNA, 2049 nt
Organism: Endocarpon pusillum Z07020
Lineage: Eukaryota; Fungi; Ascomycota; Eurotiomycetes; Verrucariales; Verrucariaceae
Exons: 2
Coding region: 1-2049 (682 amino acids)
Cellular component (GO): membrane
Molecular function (GO): acetyl-CoA transmembrane transporter activity
Source: RefSeq, a predicted model, not a curated record
AUGCCUGAUACUUUUGACGAAUCUCUCUCCCCUCCUCCUCUACAAAAUCCCUCGUCCACUGAUCCUUCCACCAUCCUACCCGUCCACGUCGCUCAGCACAGGCAGAACCUGGAAAGGGAGAAGAAAAAAUCACAAGGCGAACAAGGAAUACAGCUAGACACAUUGCUUCACAAACCGGAAGACAAAGGCAACGACCCGGAUUCAACAACUCCGGACGCUGUUGAAGGCGACUCCGAUUCGGCCGAGGACGAGCAAACUGAGGACAAGGCCCUCUUACCCUCAGAUAAAACUUCACCACAAAUGAAACGAAAAAGUCGAAACGAUAAAGACCAACCGUCCAGUCGGCGCACUGAUCUUCACGUCUCGACCAAUCAGAACGGUGACGCGAAUGGCCACGCAAACGGCGAGAUGAAUUCCCAGCUUGAGAUGAGUCGGAAGACGGCCUCGAUGGAUUCCCCAACAGCCAGGGCGCAUCUCAUGAGCAGGUCAGAAUUUACACUCGAUGAUGAGCCUCCGCCUCCAACACCCAACACACCCGGCCUGGUCACUACGAGCUUUACCGAUCUACCAGUAUCGGACAGGCGGAAUUUUCUGCUGCUUUGUCUGUUAUAUUUCUUGCAGGGUAUACCAAUGGGGCUGGCAAUGGGUUCGGUACCGUUUUUAUUGAAAAGUCACUUUUCGUAUGGUCAGAUUGGGAUAUUCUCCUUGGCAGCAUAUCCAUAUGCGUUGAAAUUGUUAUGGAGUCCCAUUGUCGAUGCUGUCUGGAGUCGUAGGUUUGGAAGGAGAAAAAGCUGGAUCACCCCUAUUCAGACCAUUUCUGGAAUAUCGAUGAUUUGGCUGGGCAAGAGAAUAGACAAGAUGAUGGUUGCUGCGGGUGAGAACGAAGGGGCUGGUGUUUGGUCAUUCACCGGUUGGUGGUUCCUACUCGUGAUGCUCUGUGCUACGCAGGAUAUUGCUGUAGACGGCUGGGCUAUCUCCCUCCUUUCGAUCCCGAACCUAUCCUACGCCUCAACAGCACAGACUGUCGGUCUCACGGCUGGUUCUUUUCUGUCUCAUACCGUCUUUCUGGCAUUCAAUGCCCCAGACUUUGCCAAUCGUUGGUUUCGAAGUACACCUCAGGAGUAUGGGUUGAUGACUCUGGGAGGCUACAUGGAAUUUUGGGGAUGGGUUUAUCUACUUGUCACAUUUGGACUCGUGAUCCUCAAGAAGGAGGAUAGGACGAAAGAGAGAGACGGGAUAAUGGAAGUAUACCGCAGUAUGCUUGGAGUGCUGAAACUGAGGAAUAUCCACACCCUCAUCAUUAUCAUGCUUAUUGGCAAACUCGGGUUCGUGACGAAUGACGCUGUCACGAACCUCAAGCUUCUAGAUAAAGGUUUUGGCCAGGCAAAUCUGGCGCUCGUUGUGUUGAUCGACUUUCCAUUUGAGAUCAGUCUGGGCUAUUAUGCCGGAAAAUGGUCCACCAAGUAUACGCCUCUCAGGUUAUGGUGUUGGGCUUUCGCUGCCAGGUUGCUCGCUGCCAUUUUCGCACAGAUCACUAUUAUGAUAUAUCCGUCGAAUCCGGUCCCGACGUGGUAUAUGCUUGUCGUGAUCCUUGAGCAUAUUUACUCGACUUUCAUGAACACAGUAAUGUUCGUUGCCGGAUCAGCGUUCUUCGCCAGGAUUGCCGAUCCUGACAUUGGAGGGACAUAUAUGACCAUGCUGGCUACUGUUUCCAACCUUGGUGGCACAUUCCCCAAAUUCUUCAUCCUUAAACUUGUCGAUGCGCUCACUGUCGCCACCUGUCAUCCUCAUCCAGAUCUUUCAUCGUUUAAGCCUGUAGACCCGUCAAUAUCACCCGUUACAUCUCCCUUUUCCUGCGUGUUGGAGGCCGAGAAACACCGUUGCGUGGAGGGAGGCGGCACGUGUACGAUAGCGCGAGAUGGUUUCUACUAUACCAACAUAAUCUUCGUCAUCAUUGGUGCGUUGACUUUUUGGGGAUAUAUCCAGAGGAAAGCCUUGGCUCUUCAAGCACUACCUCUCCGGGCGUGGAGGUUGAGCGGGGAGCCUUGA